GUGCAGUCAGGUGGGUCUUGGCCUGGGCCCUGGGGGGGCAGGACAUGCUAGAGAGAGCCCAGCAGUGGCUCCAUGCAGGCUCCUUGGGACUCCCGCCCCAGACAGCCCAGGAUGGCCGUGCCCCGGGUGCUGCCGCUGGCCGUGUGGCUCCUGUUGAGCCUUCUCCCGACAGGCCUGGCCCAGGAGACCCCUCCGCCUGGGUGUGGCAAGGACCUGCCUUCGCUGUACUACAACCUCUGCGACCUGUCGGCGCCCUGGGGCAUCGUGCUGGAGGCCCUGGCCAGCCUGGGGAUAGCCAGCAGCUUCGUGCUCUGCAUCGUCCUGGUGGCCAGCCUGCCCUUCAUGCAGGACCCCCGGAAGAAGAGCCUGGUGGGGACGCAGGCGCUCUUCCUCCUGGGCACCUUCAUCGUCAAGCCGUCCUUCUCCACCUGCGCCUCGCGGCGCUUCCUCUUCGGGGUCCUCUUCGGGAUCUGCUUCUCCUGCCUGGCGGCCCACGCCGGCGCCCUCAACGUCCUGGCCCGGGGCAGCCAGGGGCUGCCGGGCUGGCUGACCUUCGGCGCCGCCCUGCUGCUGGCCCUGGUGGACGCCGAGUGGCUGCUCAUCACGGUGGUGAGGAGCGGCCCCCCCUCCCAGAGCCCCUGCGCCGUGGCCAACAAGGACUUCGUCAUGGCGCUCAUCUUCGUCAUGUUCCUCCUGCUGGCCGCCUUCGCCGCCGCCUGGCCCGCCCUGUGCGGCCGCUACCGGCACUGGAGGAAACACGCCGUCUUCAUCCUCCUCACCACCUCCCUCUCCAUGGCCGUCUGGGUGGUCUGGAUCGUCAUGUACCUCUAUGGGAACCAGCAGAGGGGCAGCCCCUCCUGGGACGACCCCACGCUGGCCAUCGCCCUGGUCACCAACGCCUCCGUCUUCAUCUUCUUCUACGUCGUCCCUGAGCUGUGCCACGUGACGCGCCCGGGCCCGGAGCAGGCCUACGAGAACGACGCCUACCCCACCCGGGGCGUGGGCUAAGAGACCAUGCUGAAGGAGCAGAAAGCCCAGAGCAUGUUUGUGGAGAACAAGGCCUUCUCCAUGGACGAGCCGGCCUCAGGUAGGCGGGGGGCCGAGGGGCAGCUGUGGCCUGUCUCUCUGGGGCGUGGGGGGUGGCACGAUGCAGGUGUUGGGGGUCCACCCGAGCGGACCGGAGCCCUUCCCAGGGCAAGGGGAGCCCCACUGGGAGCUGUUCCUGUAGCCCAACCCUGCCUGGCCCUGAGCAGCCUCUGCCCCCUUGACUUCAGCGGGCACUGGCGGCGCCCCACCUCGCGAGGGAGCUCCAUGCCAUGCAGGAUUGGGCCCUUUGGGAGAGACUGCGGGGCCCCUCCCCCCAUUUCCAUUCGGCCAAAUAUCGGGGCAAGGAGCCGGGCUGUGAGGGCUGCUGAGGCCCAUAACGAGGCCGGAGCGGCCGUGCGCCAGCCCGGGGGACAGGCGCUCCUGAUCCAUGACUGGGGCUCCCAGGAGUUACAAGCCGAGGAACACCCGUGA
Messenger RNA from Pelodiscus sinensis (Chinese soft-shelled turtle), 1518 nucleotides. NCBI's taxonomy places the organism in Eukaryota, Metazoa, Chordata, Testudines, Trionychidae. The record is from RefSeq and is a predicted model, not a curated record.